GAUGAAAUAGUGUAGAAAAUAAGUUUUUGAAAAAAUACUUGCAUUGCCAACCGCGUAUUUGAAUUUGAGUUUAUUUGCCUAAGAAAUAAACAAGAAUUUAAAAAACUCUUUUCCCCAUCCGUCUAGUCCAUUAACAUUUCCCCGUUUCGCACUUCUAAACUUUACCGAAAUUCGAAACAUUGUAACCGGUUACCACAUUGUCUCAUAAUUCGCGGAUGCCACCAAAAUUGUUACAAAAAAAUGUACAAGUAGCCAUUCACUUCUUGUUCAUUGCCCCAACCAAAAUUCGUGUUUCUUCAAUUACGUCUUUUCACACUUGGCAUUCGAUUCUUUUUUGGUUUCACACAUGAAGUCAUCGUGGUCACUUGCUUUUAUUAUUUUGAACUUGUCUAGAAUUUGUUAUGGUCUCAACAACUGUCCAACUAUACCGAUAAGAAGUGUAAUUCAGCGAGCAGCUGAAACAACAAAAGAUGCAGUGACCCAAAUGCAAAUGAUUCGAAGAAUUCUUGAAGAUAUUUAUGGAGGAACAUGGGGAGUUCUUGUAAUUAGAGAUCCUGCGUUAGUUUCAAAAGAUGUUCAUUGGACAUUCCCGGAUCAUAAUAAUUUAGAUGGAUCACCGGCAUUUUGUCUCACAGUAGUCAAUGAAUGGCAAUAUAACGUAUUCAAAACCGGUCAAAUAGAUUCACCACAACGUGUAACAAUUGACAACAUGAUACAAAGAUUCUCUUCAGGAACACUGCCAAAAAUUGGGAAGUUGGUGAAUGGGAAGAGUAAGGCUAAAUUCCUUGAUCUGAACGCUAUGAAACAAGUUCCGAGGCGAUAUUCAAUUGCACAGUUGGAUAGAAUGUUAUCAAAUGUUUUAGAAGAAAAACAAAGGAUUCGACAUAAUCGAUCACCAAAACUAGUAAAUUGAAACUUUUUUCACAAUUAUUUUUUGAAUAAAAACGGGUUUUAUUA
Molecule: messenger RNA, 957 nt
Organism: Caenorhabditis elegans
Lineage: Eukaryota; Metazoa; Nematoda; Chromadorea; Rhabditida; Rhabditidae
Gene: C54D10.9
Exons: 5
Coding region: 347-913 (188 amino acids)
Source: RefSeq, marked reviewed